AUGGUUAAUGCUUCAUCGGCUUGCAACGAAGCACGUUAUUUAGUUAGUCAAGGCGAUCCAGCAUUAUGGGAGGGAGUCUUACGCGAGGACAAUCAACACCGUCAUCUAAUUAUUGAUCAACUCAUUCAAAAUGUAGCGCCCAAAAUACAAGAUCCUGAUGAAUUGUCCGUCGUUGUCAAGGCAUUUAUAAAUGCUGACGUACCCAAUGAUCUAAUUAAAUUGCUGGAAAAGGUCGUCCUUAGAAACUCCAACUUCUGCAGCAAUCGUAAUUUAUCAAAUUUACUUAUCCUAACUGCUAUCAAAACCGAUCCAACGCGUGUCAUGGAUUAUAUCAAUCGACUCGAAAAUUUUGAUGCAUCUAAUAUUGGUGAAAUCGCUACUAGCGCUGCGCUCUAUGAAGAAGCAUUUGCAGUUUAUAAAAAAUUCAAAAUGAACACAUUGGCAAUGAAAGUACUUAUCAAUAAUAUUAAUGAUUUAAAUCGAGCUAAAGAAUUUGCCCAACAGUGUAAUGACUCAGAUCUAUGGAGUUUAUUGCCAAAUGCUCAAAACUGA
Molecule: messenger RNA, 552 nt
Organism: Adineta ricciae
Lineage: Eukaryota; Metazoa; Rotifera; Eurotatoria; Adinetida; Adinetidae
Source: the annotation of a GenBank genome assembly